UAUAUCCAUAACGUAUAAAAUGAACGUUAAUCAAAGUGUAAGACCUCCAUCACAUGGAGGGUGGAUGGGCCUGUGUAGUCUCCUUGUGGCAUUGGCCACACUGUUUUCUAAUGUAGAAAGCGUUGCAAUGGACAGGCUGGGCAACCGCCCACUCAGUCAACCACUUAUGAGCGAAUCUAUAGAGGCUGAGAACGUUGGAUUCACCGGGUACCCAAUUGCAGCUGUCGCCGAGGAACAAGAUGAAGAGAAAAUGGCCGACAACCUGAUUAAAAUGUCAAACCUAAACUCACACCUAAACGAUGAAGAUGACAAUGAACCCGAUGACGAAAGCACUGUUGUACAAAUAACACCCAUAAGCAUAUCGCUGGAAACUAAGGGGCAUGCCAGAGUGUCUGAAUCAAAAGGAAAUCGUGCAGAUGGUAACAUAUCGUACCAUAUAUACUCCACCACAUCCCAGCAAGAAUUGAACCCAAACUACCAAAUGGACAUUGAGCAACAGCCUAACCCUCGCGUUAUAAGUGACAGGAUGGAACUCGAAACGCCAAACACCAACCGUGAUCAGAACAUGGAAGAAGAUACUAUGAUGCCAUCCUAUGACAACAGCUACCGCGAUAACGUGGAAACAGAAGAACCCGCAGCUGUCAAUAGGGAUACCGGAGAAUAUAUGGACGCAAAUUCGGACGGUAGCAUGACAAACCCAUCAUAUCUAGAAACAGGUAAUACAGCAAUACCCGAGAAUCUAAAGAAGAUUGUGCCAGGGUUCUUACGCCGCCCAUUUGGUAACCAUGAGAACGGAGCAUGGGCAAAAAUCAAAAAGGCAGGUAAAGUUGUGAAGAAUACCGCCAAGCUAGGCGUCGAGCACAUUAAGAAGGCUUUUGGAGAUGCAAAGAAAGCUAUCAAGCACAAGAUAACCACGGGUAAAUGGCGUCCAAGCAGAGUGCUUGUUGACUACACAUAGACAUCCACGAGUACAACCAAUAGUUAAAACUGUAACAUAUCUAUACCUGGUAUUACA
Messenger RNA from Babesia bovis T2Bo, 1015 nucleotides. RefSeq lists its product as uncharacterized. The transcript has a single exon. Lineage: Eukaryota; Apicomplexa; Aconoidasida; Piroplasmida; Babesiidae. The record is from RefSeq and is a predicted model, not a curated record. Bases 20 to 958 code for a protein of 312 amino acids.